CCUACCUGAAUUAUAAUGAAUCGCCCAGAUAGCGCCGGCAUUCAUCGGGGAGUGACUACACUUAAAUUUACUAAAACGGAUCUUUCAGGCAACACGGGUUCCGCCGUUCGGUUUAGUGCCGCGGGUGCGGGAGCAAAUUCGGGUCUCAGUUUCAGUAAUCCAAAUUUUGGCGACAGUGGUCACACAACAGCAGCAGCAAUGGCGGAAAACUACAAAGAAUUCGAUAAAUCGGACACGUCCCCUAUUAUUCCGGAAAUCCGGAUAAGAACGUUUUCUUUUCGCGUGAGGGAAAUUAUCCUCGCUGUUGUUUCAGUAGUGGCUCUAAUCGGAUGUUUAGUGCUCAUUGCCAUUGUAGCGACUAACAGUAAAUCCGACGAAAAUACUUCGUCGGAAAUGAGUAGACAGAAAGCGAUUCGGACAUUAUGCACGGAAGCCUCGUGCCUAAAAGCGGCCUCAUACGGAGUUUCGAACAUGAACGCCUCUGUAAAUCCCUGUGAUAAUUUUCAUCAGUAUGCAUGCGGAAAAUACCCAACUUUAAAUCCUCUCGAUCCGGAUGUAAGCCAGAGAACCAUUUUCUGGAAUCUGUAUUACGACAAUGAAGACAAAUUACGGACCUUACUGGAGGCAUCAGCAUCCAGGACUUCGUCGUGGUCGUCGGAAAAGAAACUUAAAGACUUCUUUAUGUCUUGCAUAGAUGAUUACGGAAAAAUGAAAACUGGCGGUAAAGCUUUUAUUGACAAAAUUAUUCAGCCUUUAGGAGGAUGGGAUGUACUGAACAAUUUCAAUGCAGCCAAUUUCAAUCUGCAGACAAAUUUGCAGAAGACAAGCAUCGAUUUCUGGACGGCAUCUCUGUUUACGUUCCGGGUCACUACGGACAGAUAUGACAGAACCCGUAGAGUUAUUGAGGUCGACAUGUCAGGUAUGGGAAUGUCAUGGGCGUACUUCAUUCGGGAUACGACACAACAGAUUCGGGACGAUUACAAAAAAUUUAUGAGAACGGUGGCGCAGCUUUUAGCGGGAGAUUCUGGGUUAAACCUGGACCAGAACAUACUGGCUAACAAGAUUCAAACGUUUGUUGACGACGCUUUUGACAUAGAAUUCCAGCUGGCUAAUAUAACAGCAAACACUGUUCCCACCGGUGAUCCCCACAAUCACGAGAAGCGUAUCACAUUGACGGACCUUACACAACAAACAAACAAUGUGGUCGAUUUCGUGAGUUUCUUCCAAUAUAUGUUUGGUUCAUCGAAUGUCAACGGAAAUACCCGAGUUAUUUUGAUGGAAGACGACUGGAUACGCAGAAUGCUGGCUAUGGUUGGUGCGAUUCCUGAUGCUGACAAAGCUAGAAAACUGAGUAAUUACAUCAUUUGGGUAUUGGCACAUACGUAUGUCCAGGAGUUGUCUUGGACUUAUAUCCAUGCAAACCGUGUGUUUUGGGCUGAUGUGUACCAGUUUGAGGACUUCUGGGGAACUUGGCACCAUUGUUUCUGGCACGCGGAUCAUAGUAUGCCAGACGCUCUGGGAUCCUUGUUUGCAAAACAACAUUUUAAGGAUAAAAACAAGGAAAAGGCUGAGGAGAUCGUCAGAUAUAUUAAACAGGCGUUAAUUGAUUCAGUAGACAGUAACAAAUUCAUGGAUGACACAACAAAGCAAAGAGCAAAAGCAAAGUUAACUGCAUCUACAGAUAAAAUGGGAUACCCUGAUAUUUAUAUGAAUGAUGCAGAUAUUGACAACAUAUACCAGCAGAUAAACAUCAAUAGAUCAGACUAUUUCCAGAAUUUGUUGAAUUUGAACUUGUUCGAUAAGCAGGAUUGGACGCGUCGACUUACCACAGGGGAAGACAGAUCUCGUUGGCUCUACAACUCCUACGAUACAACAAUGACAUUUUAUAAUUCGUGGAACCAGCUUCUUGUUCCCGCUGGCAUGCUGCAGUUCCCCGUAUAUGAAUGGACUCUUCCACAUUAUUAUAAUUUCGGCUCCAUGGGCGGCUUAAUGGGGCAUUAUUUAGUCCAUGCAAUAGAUAACUGGGGCGGUUCUUACAAUGAGAAUGGAGUAUAUGGGAAGUGGUAUACCAAUGCCUCUACCGAAAACUAUAAAAAGGUGGAACAGUGUUUUUCUGUGGCUUACGACAAUAAAACAAUGGGACCAUAUAAGGUUGUUGGCCAGUCAGCUCCUCAGUCGGUUCUGGUAAAUGGAAGACGGUUUGCAUGGGAGGGUCUUGCCGAGACGAGUGGUAUAAGAAUUGCAUAUAAGGCUUACAAGAAAUGGAUUGCAGACAACGGCGAGGAGAAACCCACACCUACACCACAUUAUACCAACGACCAAAGUUUCUUCCUGGCGUUUGCACAAACAAAUUGUUUCACAAGAACAGAUGCUUUGAGCUAUUAUUAUGCCCAGGUGCAAAGAUUGCCAGAAGAUGUUAGGACAAAUACGGCGUUGUCCCUAUUAGACGAGUUCACACAGGCUUUUAACUGUCCCGCAGGAUCAGCGAUGAAUUCGGUAAAAAAAUGUGAUACUUUUUAAUGUGUAUAAAUCUGGAAAAGAAACACUUUAUAUUCGGACAAAAUACUCAAACAAUAUGGCUCGAAUGAACUUGUACAUUUUUCUGAUUAUCUUAUUUAGGGAGUUUCGUCAGCGUUCAAACUCGGAUAUUGAUUCUCAAGACGGCAAAAUUUUGAUUGUCUAUACUUCUGUUUAAAUAUCAAGGGUUUUGUCGAAAUGUGGCGUUAAUGUUGACUGAACACUGGAAUUGGAAUUCCUUUUUUCUAAUUUAUUGAUAUGAUUUUCAUAUAUUGAUUUUGAAAGACGUAAAAAAUUAUUAUCCUGUAGAAAGCGACUAGCAUUUUGUUUAUCAUAAAAUGUGCUUCUUCAAAUCGUAAACACGUAUAUACCAGUAAUAUGAUAUUUUGUAAAAUGUCAGAUGUGUAUAUAAACCUUACUACAUAUAAUUACAUAACGUAUUAAGUAAGCAAUAUAGAAUAUGUAAAUGAUAAAACAGUUGGUAUAAUAGUGCUUUGAACAGCAACUAUUCAAAUGAAAUAUUAUUAUUAUGCUAUAAGGUUUUUGAGUGGUGUGUGUAUCUGCCUUUCCAGUAAAAGAAAAUCGUGCACUCACUACGUCUGACAGAAAGUAUUAUACCCCAUUUUUUUUUCAAAACGCAUUUGUUGUAAAUAAAAGCCAGUGAAACAAAUUUAAUCUCCUUACGAAACUUUCUUAUGUUGUAUAUAUGUAUGUAUCCGCAUUGUCAUUGAA
This is a messenger RNA of Mercenaria mercenaria, 3249 nucleotides long. RefSeq names its product endothelin-converting enzyme homolog. Gene Ontology annotation, biological process: protein processing. Lineage: Eukaryota; Metazoa; Mollusca; Bivalvia; Venerida; Veneridae. The transcript is spliced from 14 exons. The coding region runs from base 16 to 2520 and encodes 834 amino acids. Gene Ontology annotation, molecular function: metalloendopeptidase activity. The record is from RefSeq and is a predicted model, not a curated record. Gene Ontology annotation, cellular component: plasma membrane.